Molecule: messenger RNA, 2004 nt
Organism: Cinclus cinclus
Lineage: Eukaryota; Metazoa; Chordata; Aves; Passeriformes; Cinclidae
Product: glutamate receptor ionotropic, NMDA 2D-like
Exons: 9
Coding region: 1-2004 (667 amino acids)
Biological process (GO): long-term synaptic potentiation; excitatory postsynaptic potential; monoatomic ion transport
Cellular component (GO): postsynaptic density membrane; postsynaptic membrane; plasma membrane
Molecular function (GO): transmitter-gated monoatomic ion channel activity involved in regulation of postsynaptic membrane potential; NMDA glutamate receptor activity
Source: RefSeq, a predicted model, not a curated record
AUGAGCCCCCCGGUCCCCGCCCCCGCCGGCAGGAUGCUGCUCGCCCUGGCCCUGGCCUGUGCCAGCCCCUUCCUGGAGCCGCCGGCGGCGCCGCGCCGGACGCUCAACGUGGCCGUGAUCCUGAGCGGGGCCUCCUACGGCCCCGCCGGGCCCCGCCUGACGCCCGGAACCUUCCGGAACUUCUCUCUGGAUGUGAACCCCGUGGGGGUGGUGUUGAACGACACCAACCCGCGCAGCCUGAUCGUGCGCCUGUGCGACGUCCUGUCCUCGCUGCGCAUCCACGGCGUCGUCUUCGAGGACGACACGCGCUCCGAGGCCGUGGCGCAGAUCCUCGACUUCAUCUCGGCCCAGACCUCCGUGCCCAUCAUCGGCGUCAACGGCGGCUCCGCCAUCGUCCUCACGCCCAAGGAGAAGGGCUCCACCUUCCUGCAGCUGGGCUCCUCCACGGAGCAGCAGCUCCAGGUGAUCUUCGAGGUGCUGGAGGAGUACGACUGGACGGCCUUCGCCGUGGUCACCACGCUGCUGCCGGGCUACGAGGACUUCGUGGACUACGUGGAGGUUCUGACCGACAGCAGCUUCAUCGGCUGGGAGCACCGCGGCGUGGUCACCCUGAACCUGACCGACGACCCCGAGGGCGCGCGGACGCGCCGGCAGCUGCGCGAGGUGACGGCGCAGAUCCGGCUGCUCUACUGCUCGCGCGACGAGGCCGAGGCCGUGUUCCGCGCCGCGCGCGACGCCGGCCUCACCGGGCCCGGCUACAUCUGGUUCGUGGUGGGCACCAACCUGGGAGGCAGCGAGCAGCUGCCCGAGCACGUCCCCGCCGGGUUGUUCGCGGUGCUGUCGGCCGGCUGGCGCGACGACCUCCAGCACCGCGUGCACAACGGCGUGGCCAUCGUGGCCAAGGGCGCCGAGGCGCUGCUGCGCGACUACGGCUUCAUCCCCGAGUUCAACAACGACUGCCGCACGCCCAACGUCACCCAGAUCAACGACAACCUGCACAGGUACUUCAUGAACAUCACGUGGGGGCAGAAGGAUUUCUCCUUCAACGAGGACGGGUACCUGGUGAACCCCUCGCUGGUCGUCAUCUCCCUCAACAAGGAGCGCAGCUGGGAGGUGGUGGGCAGCUGGGAGCAGCAGGUGCUGAGGCUCAAGUACCCGGUGUGGUCGCGCUACGGGCGGUUCCUGCAGCCGGUGGAGGACGGGCGGCACCUGACGGUGGCCACGCUGGAGGAGCGUCCCUUUGUCAUCGUGGAGAACAUCGACCCCGCCACCGGCACCUGCAUCCGAGACUCCGUGCCCUGCCGGCGCCAGCUCAACCGCACCGCCAGCCCCCCUCCCUUUGAGAAGAAAUGCUGCAAAGGUUUCUGCAUCGACAUCCUGAAGCGCCUGGCGCGGGCCCUGGGCUUCACCUACGACCUUUACCUGGUCACCAACGGCAAACACGGCAAGAAGAUCGACGGCGUCUGGAACGGCAUGGUGGGCGAGGUGUUUUACCGCCGUGCUGACAUGGCCAUCGGCUCCUUGACCAUCAACGAGGAGCGCUCCGAGAUCAUCGACUUCUCCGUGCCCUUCGUGGAGACCGGCAUCAGCGUCAUGGUGUCCAGGAGCAACGGCACCGUGUCCCCCUCCGCCUUCCUGGAGCCCUACAGCCCGGCCGUGUGGGUGAUGAUGUUCGUCAUGUGUCUCACCGUGGUGGCCGUCACCGUCUUCAUCUUCGAGUACUUCAGCCCCGUGGGCUACAACCGGAGCCUGGCCAGUGGCCAGCGUGCAGGGGGCUCCACGUUCACCAUUGGUAAAUCCAUCUGGCUGCUCUGGGCUCUGGUGUUCAACAACUCUGUCCCCGUGGAGAACCCCAAGGGCACCACCAGUAAGAUCAUGGUGCUGGUCUGGGCCUUCUUCGCCGUCAUCUUCCUCGCCAGCUACACGGCCAACCUGGCGGCCUUCAUGAUCCAGGAGGAGUACGUGGACACCGUGUCCGGCCUCAGUGACCGCAAGGAGCACUGA